This is a messenger RNA of Cyphomyrmex costatus, 1534 nucleotides long. RefSeq names its product ubiquinone biosynthesis protein COQ6, mitochondrial (gene Coq6). The transcript is spliced from 8 exons. The record is from RefSeq and is a predicted model, not a curated record. Gene Ontology annotation, cellular component: mitochondrion. Lineage: Eukaryota; Metazoa; Arthropoda; Insecta; Hymenoptera; Formicidae. Gene Ontology annotation, molecular function: FAD binding; 4-hydroxy-3-all-trans-polyprenylbenzoate oxygenase activity. Bases 7 to 1422 code for a protein of 471 amino acids. Gene Ontology annotation, biological process: ubiquinone biosynthetic process.
GGAACGAUGUCUACGUGCCGGCUUGCUUUCACGUCGUUGUCACGGAAUUGCGAGCGUGUCAUCCCCUACGCGAACGUGGUCUCGAAGAACAGCUACUCGACCACUAAAACGGAAAAUGAAGAGACCUAUGAUGUCAUCAUCGCCGGAGGUGGCAUGAUCGGCACAACGUUAGCGUGCGCUAUAGCAAACAAUCGGAGAUUAGCAAACAGGAAGAUCUUACUUUUAGAAAGUAAUGCUAAACAGGAAUACACACCACAGGAGCAGUACUCCAAUCGAGUUGUUGCAUUGAAUCAACAAACCCGUACCUUAUUGUCCAGCAUAGGAGCAUGGAAACACAUAGAGGCAGUCCGAUAUUCUCCAGUACGAAGAAUGCAGGUGUGGGAGGCAUGUUCUGAUGCUAUGAUAACAUUCAAUGAGGAUUUGUCGAGCAAAGAAUUGGCUUAUAUAGUUGAAAAUGAUCUUCUGUUGCAUGCGAUCAACAAACAACUCUCUGAAAAGGAAAACAUUACUGUGAUUUAUAAUUCUAAAGUCACCGAUAUACAGCUUCUGAAAACAGGAAUGGAAUUUGUUACUAUACUGCUGCAGUCUGGAGAACGGUACAGGGCUAGAUUACUGGUGGGUGCCGAUGGCGUUAACUCGCUGGUGAGGAAGGCAAUGGGUGUGAUUUAUCUUAACUGGCAAUACAAUCAAUUAGGUAUCGUUGCGACUCUCAAACUGUCUGAGCCCACGGAGAACGUCGUCGCUUGGCAAAGAUUUGUUCCAACGGGACCCAUCGCAUUGCUUCCGUUGACAGAUUCUCUCAGUUCACUCGUAUGGUCUGUAACAAAAGAAAAGGCAAAGGAACUGUUGAAAAUUUCGGAGGAGGAAUUUGUCGACAAAGUAAAUGAGACGCUGUGGCGUAUUUAUCCGAAGAGCAGCAUCGUCGAGAGCGGGAUGCACGGAUUCCAUUGGUUGCUUACAAGACUUGCCUUGAAGACCAAUGCAUCCAGGCAAAUGCCACCCUCCAUAGAGGCAAUUAUCGAGGGCUCACGGGCAGCAUUUCCCUUGUGUUUCGGUCACGCUUCAUCUUAUGUUCAGUCAGGCGCGGUGUUGGUCGGAGAUGCUGCGCAUCGAGUCCAUCCUUUGGCAGGUCAAGGUGCGAAUUUAGGUUUCGGUGACGUAGCAGAGUUAACGAAGACCCUCGCUGAGGCCAGCGUGAAUGGCAGUCAUCUUAACGAUAUGUAUUAUUUACGGACAUACGAGACACUGAGGCAACGUCACAAUAUACCGAUGAUGCUCGCCAUCGAUGGACUUCAUCGGUUCUAUCAACACACCGCGGCACCCAUUGUUCUUGGUAGAAGUCUAGGUUUACAAUUAGUAGACUCUCUCCCGCCAAUCAAGAAACUUUUAAUGCAACAGGCUGCAGGAAAUAAUAUGUUUUAAAAGUGUUAAUCACUGAAGACUAGAAUGUACAUAAUGUAAAUAGUAUGAAAGAUGAUUAAUUUAUACAUUAUUAUGUUAUAUAUACCUACAUAUUGUCAUCAGAACUAAAAGU